CCCUGGGAUUAAAGACUCCUGCACUCUCUCCUUAACCGUACAAAGGAAUAGCUUCCCCACCAUUUCUGCCCGCAUGUCCUAUCCCACCACCAGUUAGCUGAAGGGUGCCAUCCAGGGCGGAAAAUACCAAGAAAAUGGCAGGAACUCUAACCCCGGAGCAGAUCACCGAAUACAAAGGCAUCUUUGAGAUGUUUGAUGAAGAGGGGAACGGCUUGGUGAAGACGGACGACUUGGAAAGCCUGAUGAGUUUGAUCGGCAUCAACCCCACCAAGCGAGACCUCGCCAACAUGGCCAAGGAUGUCGACAAAGACAAAAAAGGCACCUUCAACUGCGAUGGCUUUCUGGUGUUGAUGGGCAUUUACCACGAGAAAUCCAAAAACCAGGACGAGGAACUCCGAGCCGCCUUUAAAGUCUUCGACAAAGAACACAAGGGCUACAUUGAGUGGGACACGCUCAAAUACGUAUUGAUGAACGCCGGAGAACCGCUGAACGAACACGAAGCUGAACUCAUGAUGAAGGAAGCCGACAAGGACGGAGAUGGGACCAUCGACUACGAAGAAUUUGUGGCCAUGAUGACGGGCGAAUCCUUCAAACUGACUCAGUAAGACCUCCGAGAAACUUUUCGGCUUCAUCUCCCCUAUCUUGCUUUCUCUUUCUCCGGCGAUACCAAGAAGGGGGUAAGAGACCGUGGCAGAACCUGGACAGCAAAUAACAACACGUAAAGUCACAGCCCUGGUCCGCAGCAAGAGUCUUUUGUCAGGAUUCCAGCAAUCGCCCUAAUUAAAUCACGAUUCUCGAGCCAAACU
Messenger RNA from Notechis scutatus (mainland tiger snake), 806 nucleotides. RefSeq names its product calmodulin like 6 (gene CALML6). The record is from RefSeq and is a predicted model, not a curated record. Gene Ontology annotation, cellular component: myosin II complex. Gene Ontology annotation, molecular function: calcium ion binding. NCBI's taxonomy places the organism in Eukaryota, Metazoa, Chordata, Lepidosauria, Squamata, Elapidae.